Messenger RNA from Meira miltonrushii, 1503 nucleotides. RefSeq lists its product as uncharacterized. The transcript has a single exon. The coding region runs from base 1 to 1503 and encodes 500 amino acids. Lineage: Eukaryota; Fungi; Basidiomycota; Exobasidiomycetes; Exobasidiales; Brachybasidiaceae. The record is from RefSeq and is a predicted model, not a curated record.
AUGACAAGUCAACAGCCAUCGACAGCUUCUAGAGCUGCUCCACCACCUCCACCUUCACAUGCACAUUUCAUAUUAGCACAAAUACGAUCAGGAUUAGCACAUCUUCGAGCAACACAAGCAUUAAAGAAGAGUACAUGCGAUAAAAUUAACGAUUUACUAAGCCAAGAUGAACUUCAAGAAGGUGAAUCAACACGUUCAAUUGCAUCCACAGAAACUGAAGAGGAAAAACUCGGUAAACGUAAUGCUUGGCUUCGUGAAACGUUGAUGGAAACAUCUUUGUUGCCUACGUUAGUUGAUACGGCCAUGCAAAUUGCCAUUCCGCAAGCUAUAAUGGGAGAUAUGCAACGUGAAGCAGUCGUUCAAUUGGUAGAAAGAUCACAACGCUCUAUCGCACAAACAGUCACUGAUCCAAAAAUGCAAAGGAAAACAGGUUCAGGUGCCUGGUCCGGCGUACGUGGAACCCAUACCGGCAUCAGAAGAGGUUGGAAUGCAGCAGGGAAUAGUAUACAAGAAAUAGCACAGAAGAGACAAGAAGCAAAAGAGAAAUCAGAAGAGAAAAGAGCAGCAAAAAAUGAAAGGAAGGCUAUGAAGAAAGAACUCAAACAGGAACGUGAAGCAAUCGUGAAGCAAAGACAGUCAGACAUGCUAAGCGGAGAAGAAGCCAGUAACGACAAUGCAAAACACGAUGAUCCUUCUCAGCGAGGUAUCGAUCGUAUGACCAGUGCCGCUAAUCUGGUACAUAGCCCAUCAACACUGACCGCUGCAUCGGAUACAUCCUCUUUUUCACGUCGAUUGCCUCCGCUUUCGAUCAAGAGUGCACAAUCAGGAAAAGGAAAGAUGACCGGAGCAAACAAUGUAGACGAUUCAGAUGAAGACGAAUCGGAAGAAGAAGAUGCUUUUGACGCAGAAGAUGGUGCAAUAGCUUCAGUUUCCUGCGGUCGGAUAGACGAUGAAGAAAACUGUGUAACCGCCACGACAUUCUUCUCUCCUUGGCCUGGUUUGCUGUUGUCAAAUACACUAGUUGCCGUUUCCAGUGAAGCACUACCUGCCAGCAUAGAUAUUGAUAGGGUCAGAUACGAUCAAUCUGUUGAGCAAGAAAGGAAACAAUCUUCGGCCUCUCUUCCACCGCAGAGGAGAGUUGCUCCUGCACCCUCUGUCUCGCAACAGCCAGCACCAAGCAGACAAGGGAACGAUGAUAAAACGCAAAGUUCAACAUACAAAGACCCAGCACAAUACUCCGACUCGCAACGCAUACAAAGAAGCAAUGAUGUGCCUCCAAUUCCUCCAAAAGAGCCAUCACAGCAAGCACCCGCUCCGCCACCGCUACUACCAACACAAACUCCUUCAUACCACCCCGCUAAUCCUUCUCCAGUACCUGUACGACAGAAUCCACCCCCGGCUCCAGCAAGUCAGACCACCCUCCCUCAACAGCCACAGCAAAAUGAAGUAAGGGAUGUGACCGAAUCCAAGCAAAAGAGUUGGACGCGCAAACUAGGACUCUAA